Messenger RNA from Polistes canadensis, 2498 nucleotides. It is a transcript of the gene MFS10, whose product is annotated as sialin. The transcript is spliced from 7 exons. The coding region runs from base 224 to 1714 and encodes 496 amino acids. The record is from RefSeq and is a predicted model, not a curated record. Gene Ontology annotation, biological process: transmembrane transport; monoatomic anion transport. Gene Ontology annotation, molecular function: transmembrane transporter activity. NCBI's taxonomy places the organism in Eukaryota, Metazoa, Arthropoda, Insecta, Hymenoptera, Vespidae.
GUAUAGUAGUAACACCUUAACGAUAACACACAGUAAGCAGUGUACUUUUGAAUGUGUGGUAAACUCGGUAGAUUCAAGUUUACUCAUGCGAGAAAUGACAGUUCUACGUAGCUAGUUACGAUUAAGAGGACAAAGCAAACGAUUACGUUAAUGUGAUCAUUGCAGUGGCAGUGAGUCAUCGUCAAAGUUUGACAAUAUUGUAAUAUUUGUUUUUAAUUGUAAUAUGGAAGUUCUUGAUCCAACUGUUUCGAGAGAUGAACUACCACUUUGCAUCGAUUAUUUAGAGAAAGAUGACAUAGAACAGAGCCCAUCUGAUACUAAAUCAUGCAUAAAAGCACGCUAUACCCUAGGUUUCCUAGGUUUUUUAGGCUUUGCUCUUGUAUAUGCAAUGAGAGUGAAUUUAUCUGUCGCUAUUGUUUCAAUGGUCAAUCAGACAGCUAUACCUAAUACAGAUGAUGAUAAUGAUACUGAUAUCUGUCGUAAUGUGAAUCCUAUAAAUGGAACGUUUAUACCAAGUGCAGGAGAAUUCAAUUGGGAUGAAAAAACUCAAGGCGUUAUAUUAGGAGCGUUUUUUCUUGGCUAUGUAACAACAAAUGUACCAGGAGGUAGAAUGGCUGAAAAAGUUGGUGGGAAGUUAAUAUAUGGAUUAGGAGUUUUUUUGACUGCUGUAUUGACUGUAAUUAGUCCUUUUGCAGCAUAUUGGGGUUUAAUACCAUUUCUUGUAGUGAGAAUUGCGGAAGGAUUUACAGAGGGUGUUACUUUUCCUGCAAUGCACUCUAUGCUUGCACAUUGGGUUCCACCAUUAGAAAGAAGUAAAUUUGCAGCAAUUGUGUAUGCAGGUUCAAAUUUUGGAACAGUUAUAUCACUACCUUUAAGUGGAUGGCUGUGUUCAUUGGAACUAUGGGGUGGCUGGCCACUCGCAUUUUAUUUGUUUGGAGGUUUAGGUGUUAUCUGGUAUGCAUUCUGGUUGAUCUUUAUUUAUGAUACACCUGCCCAGCAUGUAAGAAUUGAUCCACAGGAAAGAGCGUACAUUGAAGCCAGUGUUGAAGAAAAAGAUGAGACUGAUGAUCCCGAUGUACCCUGGUUAUCAAUUUUUACAUCUCUGCCUAUGUGGGCUAUAACUAUAACACAAUGUGGUCAAUCCUGGGCAUUCUAUACACUGCUAACAGAGCUUCCUUCAUAUAUGGAUAAAAUUUUGCAUUUUGAUGUACAACAAGAUGCAUAUCUUUCUGCAUUACCAUAUCUAAGUGCUUGGUUGGUUGGACUACUAGUAUCGAGUUUUGCAGAUGCUCUUCUUGCUCGACAAAUCUUAUCUCCUUUGACUUCAUUCAAAUUAUGGAAUACAGUGGCUUCUGUUGGCCCCAGUCUUAGCUUUUUAGGUGCUAUUUGGGCUGGAUGUGAUAGCAUGACUGUUAUGGUAAUGCUUGUCGGAUUAGGUUCAUUACAAGGUGCAGUGUAUGCUGGAAAUCAAAUGAAUCACAUCGCAUUAGCACCACGAUAUGCUGGCACUCUUUAUGGACUUACCAAUGCAGCGGCUAAUGUUUGCGGAUUUUUGGCACCAUAUGUCAUUGGUAGAUUAGUUCAAGGACAUGAAACUUUAGCACGUUGGCAUACAGUUUUCUGGAUGGCAGCUGGAAUAAAUAUGAUAAAUAAUUGUUUUUAUUUAAUUUUUGCAUCUGCUAGUGAACAAUCAUGGAGCAAUGGUAAUAGAUGAUGAUAAAAUUUUCUUAUACAUUCAAUAUUUAAUAUAGGAAAUUACAUAUCGUUUAAUCAAAUUUCUCUUAUGUUAGUAUAUUUUAAUUUAUCGUGACAAAUGCAGGAAAUGAAUAUGGAAGAGUUAUCAAUUUUAAGUAGAUAAAUUAAAACUUUUGUUCUCUUCAUUCCAUUGCGAUUACUUUAUGUCAGGCUUUGUAUUUAACAAAAGACAAAACAUAUUUAUUAACACUCGCCCUUCUAUAAUGGGGUUUCGGAAGACUUGUUUAUUUUGAUGAUUGAUUAUUUGCAUAUGGUGUUGUAACAAAGUGUCACUCAUUCUUACGUAUUGAGCAAGAGAGGUGUUCAGAUUUUAGAGUUUCGAGUAAUGAACGUUAUGAUUAUAGGAGGAGGGUUGUAAAUAUGAUUAAUAAUUUCGACAGCCACCGUGUUACAUUAAUGGCGAUUGACCGUAGGGCGAGGGUUAAUCAAACUUAGUCAAGUAUUAAAGCUUUUUACUUUUAAGAAGCCUGUAUAUGAUAUGCAGUAUUUUUUAUACAUAAUUAUCAUAUCGUAAAUUAACACAAAAAUAAAGAAUAUUUAUAAUAUUUAUAAUUAAAUUAUACAAUUGGAAUUGAAGAUAAAUGAAAUUAUGGUAAUCGAUGUAAAUAUGUAUUAAGUAAAUUAUUAUUAUUAACUAUUAUUAUAUUAUUGAUUUAUUUUAUUGUUGUUGCGAGCAACGACGAACGAAAAAAGAUGGUGCAAAUUUUGUUCUCUUACGUCGAUUAAAAUAUUAUACAAUUUAA